AUGACUCUUUACUACAGUCUUGUAUUCCUUCUCUUGGUGUUCGAGAUGGCGGUCUUCUUGGCCCUCAUCGUCCCUCUGCCGUUCACCAUCAAGCGAAAGCUCUUCGCUUUCAUUUCCGAAAGUCCGAUCAUAGCAAAACUACAGUAUGGCUUGAAGAUUACAUUCAUCUUCAUUCUCAUCCUGUUCAUUGACAGCGUCAACCGUGUCUACCGGGUGCAGCAGGAGCUGGCUUCCUUCUCCAAGGAUGGCACUUCGAUUGGCGCUGCCCACCUUGGUGUCGACCGUAUGGAGGUGCAGGCCCGCAAGUUCUACUCGCAGCGUAACAUGUACCUGUGCGGCUUCACUCUCUUCCUCUCCCUGAUUCUCAACCGCACCUACAUCAUGAUUCUGGAGGUUCUUCGCCUUGAGGACCGUGUUAAGCUGCUCGAGGGUGACAAGAAGGCCGGCGGUAAGGACUCUGCCCGCCUCGCCGAGGCUGGCUCGGUUGGUGAGAUUGGCUCUCUGAAGAAGCAGCUGGCGGAGAAGGAACGUGAUAUCGAGACUCUCAAGAAGCAGUGCGAGGGCCUGACCCGCGAAUACCACAAGCUCGGUGAUGAGGUCUCCUCUGGCAAGAGCGAGAAGGGCGAGAAGAAGGACCUGUAA
Messenger RNA from Penicillium brasilianum, 642 nucleotides. Lineage: Eukaryota; Fungi; Ascomycota; Eurotiomycetes; Eurotiales; Aspergillaceae. The record is from the annotation of a GenBank genome assembly.